AUGGAUAAGGGCAGGGAAAUCGUGGUCGUUGCUCACUCAUGCGGCUCGCUUCCCGGCAUUGCGAUAUGUCAAGGUCAGUCUCUGCAGGGGCGCGCAAAAAACGGGAAGAUCGGCGGCAUUCGAUCGAUUAUUCUCGUUGCGGCAGGCGCCGUCACAAAACGAGGAUUCGGGAGUUUGGGAUCCUUUCACCAUGCCAUGCAGACCGGGUCUGAUGCAUGGCCUCCGUAUCUAGAACCAAGGGCCGACGGUCUCGCUCACUCGACCAGUGCUGCAAGAUCAGCUUUCUACAGUGACAUUGCGGAUGAGGAGGCAGUGAGACUGAUGGCUGAUCUGAAGCCGACGUCAACGGCAGCCUUGACUGAGCCGAUGAACCAGUACGCCGGCGAGGAUUUGACUAUACCUUCAUUUUAUGUGAUUUGCAGCGGGGAUCUAGCCAUUCCUCCAGACUUCCAGCGUUUUGUAUGCGAUCAAAUUCCCGGUAUGAAGGGCAAAGUCUUCGAGUCUGGUCAUAGCCCAUACUUGAGCAUUCCGGAUCAGUUUGUCGGAUUUGUCAACGAAUGCGUGCAUGCCAUUGAUGGACCUGCAUAG
Molecule: messenger RNA, 588 nt
Organism: Diaporthe citri
Lineage: Eukaryota; Fungi; Ascomycota; Sordariomycetes; Diaporthales; Diaporthaceae
Exons: 3
Coding region: 1-588 (195 amino acids)
Source: RefSeq, a predicted model, not a curated record